This is a messenger RNA of Ictalurus punctatus (channel catfish), 1229 nucleotides long. RefSeq names its product E3 ubiquitin-protein ligase UBR2. The transcript is spliced from 5 exons. Bases 15 to 434 code for a protein of 139 amino acids. Gene Ontology annotation, biological process: ubiquitin-dependent protein catabolic process via the N-end rule pathway. The record is from RefSeq and is a predicted model, not a curated record. Gene Ontology annotation, cellular component: ubiquitin ligase complex; cytoplasm. NCBI's taxonomy places the organism in Eukaryota, Metazoa, Chordata, Actinopteri, Siluriformes, Ictaluridae. Gene Ontology annotation, molecular function: ubiquitin protein ligase activity.
AUGAUCCCCUCUUCAUGCACCCUGACCUGUCCUUUGGUACCCAUACCGGCAGCUGUGGCCACAUCAUGCACUCUCACUGCUGGCAGAGAUACUUUGAGACACUCCAGAGUCAGGAUGCGCAGUGGCUGCAUGAGCAAACCAGUUGCGAUGUAGUGAAUGGGGAGUACUUGUGUCCACUCUGUAAGUGUCGCAGUAACACUGUCAUUCCUCUCCUGCCCCUCACUGAGACCACCUGCAGUUACAGCAAUAGUGAGCAGCCAGGUCUGGCUCAUUGGCUGAAUACAACGUAUACAAGCCGAUCAGAGCCUUGUACUCUGCUCAUAAGAGAGCCAAGCCAACAAAUGCUGGUGAGACUGAGACUGUGGAGGACUCUCCUCCUCCUGAGAGUUUCAGGCUGGACCACACACCAGUCAUCCCUUAUUCAAGCUCCAUAAGGGAGAUGCUGAUGACAUUUGGGACCGCAACUUAUAAAGUUGGCCUUAAGGUGCACCCUAAUGAGCAGGACCUCCGUGUGCCGAUCAUGUGCUGGGGCAGCUGUUCUUGCACCAUCCAGUCUAUAGGUCAGUCUGCACCCAUUUGUUACAGACUAACAAUUCAUGUAUAAGAUUUACAAUAUUCACUGACCUGUGUUAAGGGGUAGUUAGUAAAAAUGUUUUGCUUUUUGGUAAAGAACAUUAUGAUAUGCAUUUGUUGUUUUUCUGUGCUUGUAUUUUGUACAGAGAGAUUAUUGGUAGAUGAGGAGAAGCCUUUGUUUGGAAGUUUACCCUGUAGACAGGUAUGACAAGCCAACUUAUUGUCAUAUCUCAGCCCAGCCAGGACUCGGUUUCCCGAGAAGCAACACAGUAUUCUACCGUGUUUAUUCGAUAAGUGACUUUGGCCUUUGCUUACGUCCCCAACCACGAUUUCUGUCUUACCCCGUUUGGUUUGUUUGCAUGAUCGCCUGACCCUCGCUUGCUUCUUGACUACGGACUGUGUUCACCCCUCUGGAUUAUACUGCCUGAACCUGCCGCCCGCUUCUGCUUCUGUAUUCCCCACGGUACGUGACACUUAUCAUGCCAGAAUGAAUUCUUCUUUCGAGGGAUGUGUGAUGAUGUAAUAAAUUCUGUAUCAGAGGUAUUGUUAGUGCUGUUAAAAUACUCGACGAAGCACUGUUUGCUUGCAGGAUGGAGUAGUUAAUUGUACACUAGAAUAAAUUCUUCCGAUGAUUUGAUUUGCUUUUCACUUGUAAU